This is a messenger RNA of Gasterosteus aculeatus aculeatus (three-spined stickleback), 3979 nucleotides long. The record is from RefSeq and is a predicted model, not a curated record. Lineage: Eukaryota; Metazoa; Chordata; Actinopteri; Perciformes; Gasterosteidae.
GGACCGACUACCGGUCCCCUGCCUGCCGCCAAAAUUCAAGCUAGAGGAUAGAAGAGACAGUUCUCCCUGUUGUCGGCUGUAAACACUGGGCGAAAACUUACUGCUACGACUUUUUCGUGCCUGCGGAGUCCGCGGAGAGGGAAACAUGCACAUCAAGUCUAUUAUCAUUGAAGGAUUCAAAUCCUACGCACACAGGACGGAGAUCAACGGCUUUGACCCGCUGUUCAACGCCAUCACCGGACUGAACGGCAGCGGCAAGUCCAAUAUUUUGGACUCGAUAUGUUUCCUUUUGGGGAUAUCGAAUCUGAGCCAUGUGCGAGCCUCCAACCUCCAGGACUUGGUGUACAAGAAUGGACAGGGUGGCAUCACCAAGGCCACCGUGUCCAUUACCUUCGACAACUCCAACAAAAGCCAGAGUCCUCUGGGUUUUGAAACCCACGACGAGAUCACCGUCACCAGACAGGUGGUGAUCGGCGGCAGGAACAAGUACCUCAUCAAUGGAGUGAAUGCAAACAACACCAGGGUGCAGGACUUGUUCUGCUCUGUUGGCCUCAACGUCAACAACCCACAUUUUCUCAUCAUGCAGGGGAGGAUCACAAAGGUUCUAAACAUGAAGCCACCAGAGAUCCUUGCCAUGAUCGAGGAGGCAGCGGGAACCAGGAUGUACGAGUGUAAAAAGAUUACCGCUCAGAAAACCAUUGAGAAGAAGGAGGCCAAGCUGAAGGAGAUUCAGACAAUUUUGGAUGAGGAAAUCACUCCAACCAUGAAUAAACUCCAAGAGGAACGAUCCUCAUACUUGGAGUACCAGAAGCUGAUGCGCGAGAUCCAGCACCUUUCCCGGCUGUACGUGGCCUGGCUGUUUGUGUGCGCGGAGGAAACCAAACUGAAGUCGGCGGAUAACCUGAAGGUGAUGCAGGACAACAUCACCAAGAUGCAAGCAAGCAUGGCCGAGAACGAGAGCAAAGUCCAGCAGCUGUCGGCCCAGAUUCAAGAGCUGCAGAAGAAAAAAGAACAGGAGGUGAACGGUGUAUUAAAGUCCCUGGAGGAGACGCUAGCUGACGUGCAACGCGUCGACGCCAAAGCGCAGAGUGCGUUUGACCUGAAAAAACAGAACGUCAAAGAUGAAACCAAGAAGAGGAACGCGCUCGUGAAGACCAUGGAGGAGGACAAGAAAAUGCUCGUGGUAAAAGAAAAGGAGGUGUCCAAGUUGGCGGAGCAGCUUCAGGCCCUACAGGCGGAGGGGCAGGAGGACAGCGCGGCGCUGGACGCAGCAGAGCAGCAUUUCCGGGCGGUGUCUGCUGGCCUCUCCACCAACGAGGACGGAGAGGAGGCCACGCUGGCCGGGCAGAUGAUGACCUGCAAGAACGACAUGAGCAAGGCGGACACCGAGGCCAAGCAGGCCCAGAUGACCCUGAAGCAUGCUGAGGCCGAGCUGAAGACCAAACAGGCCGAGGUGAAAAAGAUGGACGGUGGCUACAAGAAAGACGAGGACAGCCUGCAGGCCGUCAGGAGCAGCAGGGAGAAAUUGCAAGCGGAGCUCGCUAAACUCAACUACGAAGACGGGAAGGAGGAGACUCUGCUGGAGAGAAGAAGGCAGCUGUCCAGAGAGGCCGCUCAGCUCAAGGAGACCUACGAGCGGCUUGUGUCUCGCUUCCCCAACUUGCGCUUCGACUACAAGGACCCGGAGCGCGGAUGGGACCGGAGCAAAGUGAAGGGGCUGCUCGCUAACCUGAUCACCGUCCGCGACGUCUCUUACGCCACCGGCCUGGAGGUGGUUGCGGGGGGUCGCCUCUAUAACAUCGUAGUUGACACAGAGGUGACCGGUAAGAAACUGCUGGAGAAGGGAGAGCUGCAGCGGAGGUACACCAUCAUUCCCCUGAACAAGAUCUCUGCCAAGACCCUCAACGACCGAGUGGUCAACGCCGCCAAGAGCCUGGUGGGAGAGAACAACGUCCACGCAGCGCUGUCCCUGGUGGGCUACGAAGCCGACCUGCGUAAGGCCAUGGAGUACGUGUUCGGCUCCACGCUGGUGUGCGACACCCUGGACAACGCCAAGAGGGUGGCUUUCGACAAGCAGGUGAUGACCAAGACCGUCACUCUCGGAGGGGACGUCUUCGACCCACAGGGGACUCUGAGCGGAGGCGCUCGCUCCCAGUCGGCAUCCGUCCUGUCCAGCCUACAGGAAUUAAAGGAGGUUCGUGACAGCUUGAAUGAAAAAGAGAACCAGCUUCGGGAAACUGAAGGACAACUGGUCAGCCUUAAGGGAACCGCGGAGAAGUACCGUCAGCUGAAGCAGCAGUACGAGCUGAAGGUAGAGGAGGAACAGAUUCUGCAGACCAAGCUGCAGCAGAGCUCCUUCCACCAGCAGCAGGAGGAGCUGGAGAGGCUGCGCAAGGCCAUCGACGAGAGCAAGGAGACUCUGCGCGUCACCAAGGAGGUGCAGAAACGGGCGGAGGAAAAGUACAAGGUGCUGGAGAACAAGAUGAAGAACGCCGAGGCGGAGAGGGAGAAGGAGCUGAAAGCCGCCCAGCAGAAGCUCAACGCGGCCAAGGCCAAAGCCGACGCCUUCACCAAGAAGCUGAAGCAGAAGCAGCAGGAGUCCGACGCCGUGGCCCUGGAGCUGGAGGAGCUGCGGAGGGAGCAGACUGGCUACGAGCAGCAGAUCCAGGCUGUGGAUGAAGCCAUGGGAGCCAUCAAGGAGCAGAUCGACAGCAUGGCCUGCACCGUAUCCCAGAACAAGGAAGCAGUGCUCAAAGCCCAGGAGGAGCUGGCCAAACAGAAGGAAGUGAUCAUGGCUCAGGACAAAGAGCUCAAGUGUAAGAGCACAGAGGCCAAUAAAAUAAGGGAGCAGAACAACGAGGUCCAGCUGAAGAUCAAGGAGCUGGAACACAACAUUAGCAAACACCGCAAAGACAGCCAGGAAGCCGCUGACAAGGUGUCUCGGAUGCUGGAGGAGCACGACUGGAUCCAGUCGGAGCGGCAGUUCUUUGGCCAGCCCAACACCUCGUACGACUUUAAGACUAACAACCCCCGUGAGGCUGGUCAGCGGCUGAAGAAGCUGGAGGAGACCACGGCCAAGCUGGAGAGGAACGUCAACAAGAGGGCCAUGAACAUGCUGAACGAUGCCGAGGAGAGGUACAACGACCUGAUGAAAAAGAAGAGGAUCGUGGAGAAUGACAAAGCCAAGAUCCUGAAGACCAUCGAGGAGCUGGACGAGAAGAAGAACGAGGCUCUCAACGUGGCGUGGCAGAAGGUUAACAAGGACUUUGGCUCCAUUUUCUCCUCUCUGCUGCCAGGGGCCACUGCUAAGCUGGCGCCGGCCGGCGGAGUUCUCUUGGAAGGUCUCGAGUUCAAGGUGGCCCUGGGCGACACCUGGAAGGAGAACCUCACCGAGCUCAGCGGAGGGCAAAGGUCCCUGGUGGCCUUGUCCCUCAUCCUGGCCAUGCUGCUGUUCAAACCGGCGCCCAUCUACAUCUUGGACGAGGUGGACGCCGCCCUGGACCUCUCGCACACGCAGAACAUCGGACAGAUGCUGCGCGGCCAUUUCAGACACUCCCAGUUUGUGGUGGUGUCCCUGAAGGACGGCAUGUUCGCCAACGCCAACGUCCUGUUCAAGACCAAGUUCGUGGAAGGCAUGUCCACAGUGUCGCGGACGGCGCUCAGCCAGAGCGACAGCAACCUUUCCCAGAAAAGCCGGGACAAAGCUCGCCUGAAGGACAAGAGGGUCAAACAGCUGAUCAGCUGAUCGACGAGUCAGCCAUCUUUCUAAAUACGCGCCGGUAGUGUCUCCUUAGAAACCAUAGCAACAAUCGCUCACGUGAACAUGUCCUCUGUGUGCUUUCCUAAAGGAUUCUUUGUGUAUUUUAAACGUCUGUACUGUCGGUUAUUCUGUCUCCUUUCAUGCGCUUCUGCCACACAUCACUUUUUAUAGUCCGCUAACGUAUCCAUGUAUUUUACUAAAUAAAGCAGGUUGAAAUAA